Messenger RNA from Chiroxiphia lanceolata (lance-tailed manakin), 1334 nucleotides. It is a transcript of the gene BLOC1S2, whose product is annotated as biogenesis of lysosomal organelles complex 1 subunit 2. NCBI's taxonomy places the organism in Eukaryota, Metazoa, Chordata, Aves, Passeriformes, Pipridae. Gene Ontology annotation, biological process: lysosome localization; endosomal transport. Gene Ontology annotation, molecular function: gamma-tubulin binding. The record is from RefSeq and is a predicted model, not a curated record. The coding region runs from base 392 to 691 and encodes 99 amino acids. Gene Ontology annotation, cellular component: BORC complex; gamma-tubulin complex; BLOC-1 complex. The transcript is spliced from 5 exons.
GGUUGUGGUAGAAACGGGUUUGGAGAAGAAGAGCGGCGAUUGCCGCUUUCCGCAGGCGGGGAUCUGCCGUAACCCCCGCGAGGCGGACUGGGGGAACUGUGCUGCUGUUCCGGGUCAGUGACUGGAAAUAAACAUCAGCACCGUGCACAAAGUCACUCUGAAGUUCUUCCCAAAUUCCCUUCCCGCCGUCUAAGCACAGGAGGGGGCUGAUAUUUGCCAGUGCGGUCAGGCCGGGUGCCUAUCUCUUGAAUGCUCCCUAGAGUAUUGCUUCGGAAUAAUUUUGGUAUGGUAUCAGCUGCUUCAAGGAAUCUGCCAAGAGGAUCCUGCUGUUGAAACCGCGGAGGAAGCGAAGGAACCAGCGGAGGCAGACAUCAAUGAACUCUGUAAAGACAUGUUCAGCAAAAUGGCCACUUACUUAACAGGUGAACUGACAGCCACCAGUGAGGACUACAAACUCUUGGAAAACAUGAAUAAGCUGACUAGCUUGAAGUACCUAGAAAUGAAAGAUAUUGCUAUAAACAUCAGUAGAAAUCUUAAGGAUUUGAAUCAAAAAUAUGCUGAUCUGCAGCCAUAUCUGGAACAAAUAAACCUAAUUGAGGAGCAGGUUGCAGCUCUGGAGCAGGCAGCGUAUAAAUUGGAUGCAUAUUCCAAAAAACUUGAAGCCAAGUACAAAAAACUGGAGAAACGAUGAAGUUAAACAGUCUUUAUGUUGGAGUUGGGCAAUGAAUCAAACUGUUUUCAGGUUUUGCACAACAGCAGUUCUGUAUGUUGCCAAGGAUUUGGUUGCAGCUAGCAUCAAGACUGGGAACUUCUUCUAGCAAUUGAAUACAGAAGGCUGUAUUCAGGCUUAAGGCUGAAUAAUAUUUUCCUCUUCUCAGAGGUUCUGUUGCUCAGCUGUUUUGCAGUGACAAGUAGAAGCCUGUCCCUAACCCGUGCUGAUAUUGGCUAUGUGUGUGUUAGUCCUGUUUUUCACAUGAAAUAUUCUGUCUAAGAAAAUUCCUCUGUAACCUAUAAAAGACAUUUUCCCUCAAUAGCAGUAGGACCAAAACUUCACUUUUUCCUUCAUCGUGCUCUGUGUUGAGAAGAUACUUGGGCCUUUGGACUUAUGAGAGGGGUAUUGAAAACCCUUAAUUUUGGUAUCCCCCGUUCUCUCUUUGACAUAGGGAGACUAAUUACUAUAAAUUCACAAUAAAACAACUUGCUGCAUUUGUUUCUCUGGAAUCCUAAGUUCCUGUUGGAAAGAUUAUGUAAGCUGGUUUUGUAUUUUUUCAAAGGACAGACUUUUUCCAGCUCCUGAAGAUGGUAGAAGAGAACAUGUUUUAAACUCGGCCUCA